Molecule: messenger RNA, 1581 nt
Organism: Talaromyces atroroseus
Lineage: Eukaryota; Fungi; Ascomycota; Eurotiomycetes; Eurotiales; Trichocomaceae
Product: 26S protease regulatory subunit 4-like protein
Exons: 5
Coding region: 1-1581 (526 amino acids)
Biological process (GO): proteasome-mediated ubiquitin-dependent protein catabolic process
Cellular component (GO): proteasome regulatory particle, base subcomplex
Molecular function (GO): ATP binding; ATP hydrolysis activity; proteasome-activating activity
Source: RefSeq, a predicted model, not a curated record
AUGUCACGUGAGCGCGCACCCUGUCGGGCCGCGCAGAGCAACCAUUCGGCGGCUGGACAGACAGCUCUCCUUCUGACAAACCAACACUACCACCACCACACCACACCACACCACACCAACGCGCCUGUGCGUGAUCUUUCAUCUGUCAUUGCGACACUAUAUUCAUUUCAAGCUCCAUAUAUCAUGGGCAACCAACAAUCCAAUAUUGGAGGCGGUGGAGCUGGCGGAGAUGGAGGUGAUGAUAAGAGCAAGAAGGACAAGCCUAAGUACGAGCCGCCACCACAACCCACUCGUCUUGGUCGCAAGAAGCGCAAGGCAGCCGGUCCAAACGCAGCCGCAAAACUUCCUACCAUCCUUCCGACGGCACGAUGUAAAUUACGAUAUCUAAGGAUGCAACGAAUCCACGACCAUCUGCUACUUGAGGAGGAGUACGUUGAAAAUCAGGAACGCAUCCGGAAAGCAAAGGCUCAGGCUACUGCACAGCCCUCAGCAACAGGGGACCUCGAUGCUUUGGAUAGAAAUGCUGAUGAGAGAGGCCGUGUUGAUGACAUGAGAGGAAGCCCGAUGGGUGUUGGAAACCUAGAGGAGAUGAUAGACGACGACCACGCAAUCGUCUCUAGUGCCACCGGUCCUGAAUACUACGUCUCGAUCAUGUCCUUUGUCGAUAAGGAUCUUUUGGAGCCCGGGGCCAGUAUUCUACUACAUCAUAAGUCAGUGUCAGUCGUCGGCGUUCUGACAGAUGACACGGAUCCCUUGGUGUCCGUUAUGAAGCUAGACAAAGCCCCCACAGAGUCUUACGCCGAUAUUGGUGGUUUGGAGUCUCAGAUCCAAGAGGUUCGUGAAGCUGUCGAGCUGCCAUUACUACAUCCCGAGCUUUACGAAGAGAUGGGCAUCAAACCACCGAAAGGUGUCAUUUUGUACGGUGGCCCGGGAACUGGUAAAACUCUUCUAGCAAAGGCCGUGGCCAACCAGACCAGUGCUACAUUCUUGCGCAUUGUUGGUAGUGAACUGAUUCAGAAGUACUUGGGUGACGGUCCCCGUCUCGUGCGUCAAAUCUUCCAGGUGGCGGCCGAGCACGCUCCAUCCAUUGUCUUCAUCGAUGAGAUUGACGCCAUCGGAACAAAGCGAUACGACUCGACAUCUGGCGGUGAGCGAGAAAUUCAGCGAACCAUGUUGGAGCUUUUGAACCAGCUUGAUGGUUUUGACGAUCGCGGAGACGUCAAGGUGAUUAUGGCAACCAACAAAAUCGACAGCUUGGAUCCUGCGUUGAUUCGUCCUGGUCGUAUUGACCGCAAGAUUCUGUUUGAGAACCCCGAUCUUUUUCCCACAGAAAAUACCAAGAGAAAGAUUUUCACGCUACACACCGGCAAGAUGUCUCUCAGCGAGGAUGUCGAUCUGGACGAAUUCAUCAGUCAAAAGGACGAUCUCUCUGGCGCCGAUAUUAAAGCCAUAUGUUCCGAGGCUGGUCUCAUGGCUCUCCGUGAACGGCGUAUGAGGGUACAAAUGGAGGAUUUCCGGACAGCUCGCGAGCGGGUUCUGAAGACCAAGAGUGAGAGCGAGCCAGAGGGGUUGUAUCUAUAA